AUGUGUUUCACGAUGUUUACUCGGCUCGGUCUAUACCUCCUGGCCCUGUUCUCUCCCACCCGUGGCGAUACCAUCCACCACCGAACUUAUUUCUACGUUGGAGGGAACUACUCAAUCACCGACAAUGGCGAGCAUAUUUACACCAAUCAGAUAUAUGUCGAAAAAUUGACGCCCGCACAAGUCACUCAGCCAUAUCCGAUAGUGUUUGUCCAUGGUCAGGCUCAGACAGCGACAAAUUGGUUGAACAAACCAGACGGCCAGCCAGGAUGGGCAUCAUACUUCCUUGACAAGGGCUACGAAUGCUACCUCUUCGAUCAGCCGUUCCGGGGCCGCAGUCCCUGGCAAUCCUUCAGCGAACCACUAGAAACAUACUCGGCCGAACACCUGCAACGAUACUUCACCGCGCCUGAACGGUAUGAGCUGUGGCCACAGGCAUCGCUGCACACCCAGUGGCCUGGGACUGGGGUCAUGCGCGAUCCCAUCUUUGAUUCCUAUUAUGCCAGUGCUGUGCCGUUUGUUAGUGAUAAUGUACUGCAGCAAACUGCCAUGCGCGACGCGGGCGCCGCCUUGCUGGAUCGAAUUGGCCGGCCAGUUAUUCUGAUAGCUCAUUCCCAAGGUGGAACCAUGGCGUGGCUACUGGCCGACCAACGAUCCAAUCUGGUUCACUCGAUUGUCUCCAUCGAGCCUGGUGGUCCCCCGUUCAGCAACGCAAUGUUCGGAAACACUUCUGCUCGAGCAUACGGGCUGACUGACAUCCCGAUUGCGUACUCGCCGCCAGUGUCGGACCCGAGCACAGACUUCUCCACCACUAUUCUUCCGUCCAACUCGUCAAUUCUAGCGGACUGCAUCAUUCAGGCGGAUGAUCCGCCUGCGCGGCAACUGGCGAAACUGAGCAAAAUUCCCGUGCUACUAGUGACGACGGAAGCUUCGUACCAUGCGCAGUAUGACUGGUGCACGGUAAGGUUCUUGCAACAAGCCGGCGUACAGGCAGAGCACAUGCAAUUGUCAGAAAUCGGCAUUCACGGCAAUGGUCAUAUGGUAUUUCUGGAGGAGAACAGUGACGAGGUUGCGGCUGUUAUUCAUGACAGGAUUGGACAGUCCGAUGUGGAUGGGAAAGCUGAGCUUUGA
Messenger RNA from Aspergillus niger, 1128 nucleotides. RefSeq lists its product as uncharacterized. The coding region runs from base 1 to 1128 and encodes 375 amino acids. The record is from RefSeq and is a predicted model, not a curated record. Lineage: Eukaryota; Fungi; Ascomycota; Eurotiomycetes; Eurotiales; Aspergillaceae. The transcript has 2 exons.